Capsicum annuum is the source of this 2823-nucleotide messenger RNA. Its product is annotated as ethylene receptor 1. The transcript is spliced from 7 exons. Bases 134 to 2401 code for a protein of 755 amino acids. Gene Ontology annotation, biological process: response to ethylene; phosphorelay signal transduction system; phosphorylation. The record is from RefSeq and is a predicted model, not a curated record. Lineage: Eukaryota; Viridiplantae; Streptophyta; Magnoliopsida; Solanales; Solanaceae. Gene Ontology annotation, molecular function: ethylene binding; protein binding; phosphorelay sensor kinase activity. Gene Ontology annotation, cellular component: endoplasmic reticulum; endoplasmic reticulum membrane.
UUUGACCCGUGAAAUAACAACUUGGGUCAUAUUUCCUUUUCUAGCCAAAAGUCCAUUUGUAUCACUUUCCCUUUUGAUCAUCUUCAUUUUCUUCUCUAUUUUCGCCCCCAAAUUUAUUUAUUUUCCCCUCACGAUGGGAUCUAUGCUCCGGAUGAAUCGCCUUUUAUCUUCCAUCGUGGAAUCAUGUAACUGCAUCAUCGACCCACAGUUGCCUGCUGAUGACUUGCUAAUGAAGUAUCAGUACAUUUCUGAUUUUUUCAUAGCACUUGCUUAUUUCUCCAUUCCAGUGGAGUUGAUAUACUUCGUUAAGAAGUCUGCUGUUUUUCCAUAUAGAUGGGUUCUUGUGCAGUUUGGUGCUUUCAUAGUUCUUUGUGGAGCAACACAUCUUAUCAACUUAUGGACAUUUAAUAUGCAUACAAGGAAUGUGGCAAUAGUAAUGACUACAGCAAAGGUCUUAACUGCACUGGUGUCAUGUAUAACUGCUCUCUUGCUUGUCCACAUCAUUCCUGAUUUACUUAGCGUCAAAACUAGGGAGCUGUUCUUGAAAAAGAAAGCUGCACAGCUUGAUCGUGAAAUGGGUAUUAUUCGGACUCAAGAGGAGACAGGUAGACAUGUUAGAAUGCUAACUCAUGAAAUCCGAAGCACUCUUGAUAGACAUACUAUUUUAAAGACUACACUUGUUGAGCUAGGAAAAAUGUUGGCGUUGGAAGAGUGUGCAUUAUGGAUGCCAACACGUACUGGACUAGAGCUUCAACUUUCUUACACUCUUCGGCACCAAAAUCCAGUUGGAUUAACUGUACCCAUACAACUUCCUGUAAUCAAUCAAGUUUUCGGUACAAAUCGUGUCGUGCAAAUAUCACCAAAUUCACCCGUUGCAAGACUUCGACCUGCUGGGAAAUACAUGCCUGGUGAAGUAGUUGCUGUCAGGGUUCCACUUCUGCAUCUGUCAAACUUUCAGAUUAAUGAUUGGCCUGAACUUUCAACAAAGCGCUAUGCUUUAAUGGUUCUGAUGCUUCCUUCAGACAGUGCAAGACAAUGGCAUGUUCAUGAGCUGGAGCUUGUUGAAGUGGUAGCGGAUCAGGUUGCUGUUGCUCUCUCACAUGCUGCAAUUUUAGAAGAAUCAAUGAGGGCUAGGGAUCUUCUUAUGGAGCAGAAUGUGGCUCUUGAUCUGGCAAGAAGAGAAGCAGAAAUGGCUGUUCGUGCACGUAAUGAUUUCUUGGCUGUUAUGAAUCAUGAAAUGAGAACUCCCAUGCACGCGAUAAUUGCACUUUCUUCCUUACUACAAGAAACUGAUCUAACUCCGGAGCAGCGUCUGAUGGUUGAAACAAUUCUCAAAAGCAGCAACCUUUUAGCGACGCUCAUCAAUGAUGUCUUGGAUCUUUCAAGGCUAGAAGAUGGAAGCCUUCAACUUGAUAUUGACACUUUUAAUCUCCCCGCUCUAUUUAGAGAGGUCCUUAGCUUAAUCAAGCCUAUUGCAUCUGUGAAAAAGCUGUUCGUCACACUUAGUUUGUCGUCAGAUUUACCGGAAUAUGUAAUUGGGGAUGAAAAACGGUUAAUGCAAAUUCUCUUAAACAUUGUUGGCAAUGCUGUGAAGUUCUCAAAGGAAGGGAGUGUGUCAAUUUCUGCUUUCGUUGCAAAAUCAGAUUCUUUAAGAGAUCCUAGAGCCCCCGAGUUUUUUGCUGUGCCAAGUGAAAAUCAUUUCUAUUUACGAGUACAGGUAAAAGAUACAGGGAUAGGAAUUAAUCCGCAGGAUAUUCCCAACCUGUUUAGCAAGUUUACGCAAAGCCAAGCGCUAGCAACUACAAAUGCUGGUGGCACUGGGCUUGGCCUUGCAAUUUGCAAGAGGUUUGUGAAUCUUAUGGAAGGACAUAUCUGGGUUGAAAGUGAAGGUCUUGGCAAGGGGUCCACUGCUAUAUUUAUCGUUAAACUUGGCAUACCUGGAUGUGCAAAUGAAUCUAAGCUCCCCUUCAUGGCCAAAUUGACAGCAAAUCAUAUGCAGGUGACUUUUCAAGGAUUAAAGGUUUUGGUUAUGGAUGAUAACGGGGUUAGCAGGAUGGUAACCAAGGGUCUGCUUACACACCUUGGAUGUGAUGUAACAACUGUUGGCUCGCGUGAUGAGUGCUUGAGAGUUAUUACACAGGAACACAAGGUAGUGUUCAUGGAUGUUAGCAUGGCAGGUAUAGACUGUUAUGAAGUUGCUGUAGUGAUACAUGAAAGGUUUGGGAAACGUCACGGCAGGCCACUUAUUGUGGCACUGACGGGGAACACAGACAGAGUUACUAAGGAAAACUGCAUGAGAGUUGGUAUGGAUGGAGUUAUUCUAAAACCUGUGUCAGUGGAUAAAAUGAGGAGUGUUCUAUCUGAGCUUUUAGAGCAUGGAGUUGUACUUGAAUCAUCAUGAACGUAGGAGUUGGACGCGCGUAGGUGGGGGAGGUGUGUGGGGGGUGGGUGUAGGGUAGCUUCAUUACCAAGAGAAGUGUAUGUUAAGAGACCUCAAGAAAAUGUGCAGUAACCAUUUGAAAAUUCACCCAAAUGCACGAGUUGUUGUAUAUAGUUCCCCGCUUUGGGCAAAAGAAAGAAUUUUACUCUUGGCGAUUGCACAAUAUGCCACUGGAAGAAGGUGUAUGUAUCUGAUUAAAUGCGAUGCAAGGAUGAUAUUGCUGAGGACUUGUAACAAAUUUGUAGAAAGGAAUUGAUUUUUCCAAGUCAAUUCAUACUUGAAACAUUAGAAACAUUUGAAAAUUUUUCUGGGAAACUGUAUUGACUUGGCUUAACAUUUGGGGCAAAAACAUGAUUUGGUCAAUAGAUUACUCGUUCCUUUUC